Parathielavia appendiculata is the source of this 507-nucleotide messenger RNA. RefSeq lists its product as uncharacterized. The record is from RefSeq and is a predicted model, not a curated record. The transcript has a single exon. Lineage: Eukaryota; Fungi; Ascomycota; Sordariomycetes; Sordariales; Chaetomiaceae. The coding region runs from base 1 to 507 and encodes 168 amino acids.
AUGCACCUUUUAGCUCGCACCACCUCCACAACCCCCAAACUCCUCGCCCGCCAAUGGCUCGUCCUCUACCAGCAAGGCCCCGUCUGGGUGCCGCCCUUGAUCUACACGGGCUUCUUCUCCAAUCUCUAUGUCGCCUUCUCCCCCUCCAGCAACUCAUUUUUCAUCACCCUCCACAUCACCGCCGCAGCGCUGACCUUCUCUAUUAUCCCCAUCACCUUCCUCUACCUCGAGCCGGGCAUCAACGGCGCGUGCAAGUGGAAGGUCGAGAUGCUGCUGCGCGACGCGAAGGAGGGCGGCGGCGGCGGGUUCAGCAUGCCUUCGGCGAGGACGCUGCCGUCGGUGGUGAGGCACUCUGUCAGGGGGGGUUGGCAACGGUGGGCGGAGAGGGUAGAGAUGGCCGACUUGGUUGUCACCUGGGCUCGGUUGAAUCAUGCGCGGUGGGUACUGGGUGUAGUUGCCGGGAUGGUGAGCUUUGUGGCUUCGAGGGGCAGUAUGUUAGGGGAUUGA